CUUCUCCGCGCACCAGCCACGCCAGCGACCAUUCCCUGAAUCUCCCAUCCAAGCGAGAGACGCCCUGAGCAUCCAUCCAAAGGAGGAAUAUCUCUGUCACGGCUGUAUUGAAAGGUGGACUCGCUGUUCCUCGUACUCGUAGAACAUGUCUUACCAAGGCAAAAAGAACAUCCCGAAGAUCACGAGCGAAAGGCUUCUGAUCAAAGGCGGGAGGAUCGUCAACGAUGAUCAGUCCUUCCAUGCCGACAUCUACAUGGAGGAUGGAGUCAUCAAGCAGAUCGGAGACAACCUGAUCGUGCCGGGCGGCGUGAAGACCGUAGAGGCCAAUGGGAAGAUGGUCAUCCCCGGGGGGAUCGACAUCCACACCCACUUCCAGAUGCCGUACCGCGGCACCACCACCGUGGACGACUUCAACCAGGGCUCCAAGGCCGCGCUGGCCGGGGGCACCACCAUGAUCGUGGACCAUGUGAUCCCGGAGCCUGGCAGCAGUCUGAUCGAGGCGUACGACCAGUGGAAGCAGUGGGCCGACGAGAAGUCCUGCUGUGACUACGCCCUCCACGUGGACAUCACCCACUGGGAUGACAGCGUCAAGCAGGAAGUGGAGACCCUCAUCAAAGAAAAAGGUGUGAACUCCUUCCAGGUGUACAUGGCGUACAAGGACUACUACCAGAUGUCCAACAAAGAGCUGUACGAGAUCUGCUCCUUCCUGGCAGAGCACGGAGGAAUCGCUCAAGUGCAUGCUGAGAACGGAGACCUCAUCGCCGAGGAGCAAGCACGCAUGCUUCAGAUGGGCAUCACCGGACCGGAGGGCCAUGUGCUCAGCAGGCCAGAGGAGCUGGAGGCGGAGGCGGUGUUCCGAGCCAUCACCAUUGCCAGCCAGACCAACUGCCCGCUCUACGUUACCAAGGUGAUGAGCAAGAGUGCUGCCGACGUCAUCUCCCAAGCCAGGAAAAAAGGAAAUGUGGUGUUUGGGGAGCCAAUCACGGCCAGUCUGGGGACUGACGGGACACAUUAUUGGAGCAAGAACUGGGCAAAGGCCGCCUCUUUUGUGACAGCCCCGCCCCUCAGCCCUGACCCUACGACCCCUGACUAUCUGAACACGCUGCUUGCCAGUGGGGACCUUAACGUUACUGGCAGUGCCCACUGCACCUUUAGUGUGGCGCAGAAGGCCAUCGGUAAGGACGACUUCACCCAGAUCCCCGAGGGGGUGAACGGGACCGAGGAGAGGAUGGCCCUUAUCUGGGACAAGGCUGUGACCACGGGCAAGAUGGACGAGAACAUGUUUGUGGCGGUGACCAGCACCAACGCAGCCAAGAUCCUGAACCUGUACCCGCGCAAGGGCCGGGUCGCCGUGGGCUCCGACGCAGACCUGGUCAUCUGGGACGCGGACUCGGUGCGCACCGUGUCGGCCAAGACACACAACUCGGAGGCGGAGUACAACGUGUUCGAGGGCAUGGAGCUCCGCGGCGCCCCCCUGGUGGUCGUCUGCCAGGGCAAGAUCGUGCUGGAGGACGGCACCAUGCACGUCAUCUCCGGCUCGGGCCGCUUCAUCCCCUGCACCCCCUUCCCUGACUUCGCCUACAAGCGCAUCAAGGCCAGGAAGCAGCUGGCGGUGUUGCGGGCCGUUCCCAGGGGCCUGUACGACGGGCCGGUGUCUGAGUUCUCGCCCAUGUCCCGCGGCGGGACCCCGUCCGCCUCGGCCCGCACCUCCCCCACCAAGCCGCCCGUGAGGAACCUGCACCACUCUGGAUUUAGCCUAGCAGGUAACCCUGCGUUACGCGGCCCAACUACUCCAGAUGACAUCCCCAUCAGGCCCGCUGGCCGACGUGUCAUGGUGCCCCCUGGUGGCCGCUCCAACAUUACAUCCCUCAGCUAAAUGUCUGUUAGAAAAAAAAACGUGAGACGGGGGGUGCAAGCAGGAACACAAGUGCAGCAAGUGGGGAAGAGGGGCGGGAGGGAAGGGAGGGAGUGUGGUGGGAGGGGAGGGAGGGAGGGUGGGUUAGUUAAAAGAAUAGCGAAACACUGAAUCCUCAUGCCUUUACCUGUCCAAAUGCUACCUUUGCUCGGAGGAGAACAGUAUUCCUUUUCCUGUGGACAGUCAACCCUCAUAGGGCCCAGGGAGCAAGUCCCGCGUCCUGGAUAGAUAAAACACCCAUGAGGUCAGAGGUGAACCAAAACACUGGUCACAAAUGCCCAUUUUUUUCUGUGUCACUAUAUGUUUCAGAGAAAAUAUUCAAACGGCCAGAUGCAAUGUUGUUUUUCCAUGACAAGCCUAGAUUUCAAACACCCCUUUAAGGACAGCUCCUUUGCCAUUGAACUCCAUACCGUUACAUUUGUUCUGGCAACAGAGCGAACCAGGUGGGCUCUCUUAAGGAAAAGGGAUUCUGGUUAUCUCAGAGCGAUGCUGUGCUUCUUCCAUCCCAGUCCGGUUCCAUUGUCAACCCGUGGGUUUGUUGCCUGACGUCUGAAAAAAAAAGCAUUCUGAAUAAACAGUAUACCCCUUCCACUAGCAAACGUAAUCACAUGUAGUACCGUUGUUUGGCCCUAGGUGGCAUCGUGACUGUUGUAUUGUAGUUUAGUGAGUGGUGUGUUGAAGGCUGUGUGGGGUCUGGGAGCAGCAUGUGUUGUGAGGGCGCGUGGGCCUGCAUGGGCUUCAAAGGCGACAUGGUCCAUGGUCCUAUACACUCUUUUUCAUGUCCUAAUUAGCUCCCCAAGAGUUAGCCCCCAAACAAGAAUUGAUGGAUUAUUAUAACAAAUGUAAGUAAACACUUCUUGCUUCUAGUCUCAUCAUCAUCAGGUUGUACUUCUCCCUUUUGGACGGUUUAAAAUAUUCUGCUAUCAUGGAAUAAAAUGUAAUUUCAGUCUUAAAACAAUCUCUGUUUUCUACAGGAUAUUGUGUAUUUUUGCCAAAUGCCUCCCCGAGCUCUCCAGGGUCAAUUGUGUAUUAAAUGCAAGUAAAUUGGAGAACUCCAGACCUCUAUUUAGUUGUUCCUGUCCACCCUAGUUUAGGCAGAGGAUCACUGUGUGCUCACAACCAACAGCGGGGGACCUUUGAUGUGUUUUGUCGGCCUUGUUGAGGAGAAUACGAGUGGAGAUGUGACAGGAAGGGAGAGGGUGCGGUGGGUAUGGGGUGUUUAUUGGCUGAUCCGAAGUGGUGGUUUUAUUGUAUUUAUCUUUGUAACUUUUAUUCUUUUUUUUUUUUUUACUGUUGUAUCAAAAUCCAGAGAUGGCAGGUCAAAAAAGAGGUGUGUUGAUUCUUGAAAUAAAUAUAAAUUGCAAC
This is a messenger RNA of Gadus chalcogrammus (walleye pollock), 3280 nucleotides long. It is a transcript of the gene dpysl3, whose product is annotated as dihydropyrimidinase like 3. Gene Ontology annotation, molecular function: hydrolase activity, acting on carbon-nitrogen (but not peptide) bonds, in cyclic amides. Bases 146 to 1876 code for a protein of 576 amino acids. NCBI's taxonomy places the organism in Eukaryota, Metazoa, Chordata, Actinopteri, Gadiformes, Gadidae. Gene Ontology annotation, cellular component: cytosol; cytoplasm. The transcript has 14 exons. The record is from RefSeq and is a predicted model, not a curated record. Gene Ontology annotation, biological process: actin crosslink formation.